This is a messenger RNA of Hansenula anomala, 939 nucleotides long. RefSeq lists its product as uncharacterized. Gene Ontology annotation, molecular function: zinc ion binding. Gene Ontology annotation, cellular component: nucleus. Bases 1 to 939 code for a protein of 312 amino acids. The transcript has a single exon. The record is from RefSeq and is a predicted model, not a curated record. Lineage: Eukaryota; Fungi; Ascomycota; Saccharomycetes; Phaffomycetales; Wickerhamomycetaceae.
AUGGACACUUCAAGAGGCUCAAAAGUAUUGGGAUCCAUUGAUUUGGAAUCUCCAGCUAAAAUAUCACCAUCUUCUCAUAGAAUAACCAAAUUAUCAAGACCUAAAUUAUCACAAAACAAAACAAUUAAAUAUUUCCAAUCAAUAUCGAAAAGAAGAUUAACACAAACAAAACCUUUAACCAAAGGCUCGUAUCUUCCCUAUGAUAAACGUGAACUAGUUAAAAGAAUCAAUACUCUCAAGUAUAACAAUUGGAAUGUCAACUCAAAGAAAUUGACCCCAUUACUGAUUGCUCGUUAUGGAUGGGAAGGUUCUAAUAAAAUGAAUGAAUUGAAAUGUUGUUGUUGUUCUGCAAGGUUAUUGAUUAAGAUCCCUGAUGAACUGAUGAAUAAUGAUAAUGAAGAUAAUGAAGUAAUUUUUGAUAAACUAUGUGAUAAAUAUAUUGAUGAGUUAAAGGCUGGACAUAAAGAUAAUUGUCCAUGGCUUAAACAAGUAACACCAAUGAAUGUUUAUGAGAUUAAUAAUUCAAAAGAAUUGGGUGUUGUCAAGGAAUUGUAUGAAUUUAAUUCUAAACAGAUUAAAAAUGAUGAUAUUGAGGUUGUUGAUGUUUUGACUCAAGAUCAAGUUGGUGUUAUAAGGAGAUGGUGUGAACAAAAUGGGUUAGUGUAUGGGAAUAUUUUCCAAUGUAGUUUAUUUGGAUGGAGAAUUGAAAAAAUAGGGUCUAAAAUUAUGUUGAAGAGUGAAAGUUGUGGACGCAGAGUCUUUAUUGAAGAUAAUGUGCAAGUUAAUCUAAUUGAAGAACAUCAUGAAUGGUGUUGUUAUGUUGAAGGUUACAAGAACUUAAUCAAAAUGAUGGGAAAUGUUGAAAACAAUAGUGACGAAAACACAGUUGAAAAUACAUUGCAAAGAUUGGAUAAAUUAAGAAAGUUAUAUUUUGAAUAA